This is a messenger RNA of Penicillium canariense, 2655 nucleotides long. Its product is annotated as gamma-tubulin-complex subunit SPC97. The transcript is spliced from 4 exons. The record is from RefSeq and is a predicted model, not a curated record. NCBI's taxonomy places the organism in Eukaryota, Fungi, Ascomycota, Eurotiomycetes, Eurotiales, Aspergillaceae. Bases 1 to 2655 code for a protein of 884 amino acids. Gene Ontology annotation, molecular function: gamma-tubulin binding; microtubule minus-end binding. Gene Ontology annotation, biological process: spindle assembly; mitotic cell cycle; meiotic cell cycle. Gene Ontology annotation, cellular component: gamma-tubulin small complex; centrosome; mitotic spindle pole body.
AUGUCCGCCAAUGACCGUCGCGCCAGCUACAUGAGCGCUCCGCGACCCCGCGUUGUGUCUAAUCGCGUCGAUGCGGACAGGCCCAGUCGCGGCGCCGCUUCGCCGCUGCAACCCGACAACAUGGACCCUUCGCGUACGAGCACGUCGAGCCAGAAGCAGAGGUCAUCCCGAGAGCCGAAGAGCAUGACCGAAAAGCGGACAGAGCGUACUGUGAUCACAGAAAGGGAAAAGGCGGUGCGGAGAAUCCCCGUCAAGGCAUCCUCCAGUGCUGGCAAUCGCGGAGAAUGGGACAAGCCGAGAACCAAGAAGACCAGUAUGGCCGAUGGCACGAGCCCAAUUGGGAAAAUAAGGGAACAGGAGGCGUCUAACACGCCAUGGGAUCCUCACGCAUCUCUAAUCCCUCAUUCAACUGCUCCCCUCGCUUGUCGUGUAUCGGUUCCUCCGUUGGCUUCAGCGGCUCCGCAGUCCCUCUGUCCCCGGCCAUUGCGAGGCCUUUCGCCUGACGCCCAGGAGACCGCGAUCCUAGAAGACCUGUUGUUCGUGUUUAUGGGCUUCGAGGGCCAGUACAUCCACUAUCACAGUUCGCAUGACCCGUCCGCCGAGAAAGACCGCCUAACUGGCCCAGUCUUUCAAAUCGCGGCGGGCUUGGAUCCAACCUUGCGCGAUCUCACCCAGUCCAUGCUCAAGAUGGCAACACAUUACAGCGCUAUGGAGGCAUUUGUAGAAGUUCAGAGUCGUGCCGACUUUGGGGCUGUUUGCCACGCACUCUGCGCAUCCAUUCGCAAGCUUCUCAAGGACUACCUGAUUCUGAUCGCUCAACUGGAAGGCCAACUGCUGAACAACCCUACCUUUACCCUGCACCAACUUCACCUCCAUACGAUGCCCACUAGCCAAUGUUUGGCCCAGCUGUAUUCUCUCGGACAAGAGCUCCUGAAACGCAAUGGACUGCUGGAUUCAGAAGAUCUUGACGAAACCAUCGAGGAUUUCGACGAUGUUGAUAAUAUUCUCGAGCAACUCAAGGAAGGUGGGGAUCUCGUCCCCGGCUCGAGCAAGAAAUUUUGCAAAGGUGGCAAUGUCCUGAGGCUACUGACGGAGCGCCUUGCUACCUUCUCGGGCGAUCCAUCUACCAAAAUCCUCAUUCAGACGUUGUUGCGCGAUGCCAGUCGACCAUAUAUGAACAUGCUGAACGAGUGGCUGCACCAUGGUGGCAUCAAAGACCCCCACGCGGAGUUCCUCGUGAAAGAACAAAAAUGGAUCAAACGGGAAAAGCUAGAGGAAGACUACACCGAUGAAUACUGGGAAAAGCGGUAUACGAUCCGCGAGGACGAAAUUCCGCCUCAGCUCGAAGGGGUCAAGGACAGGGUUCUUCUAGCCGGCAAGUACCUCAAUGUGGUACGAGAAUGUGGUGGUGUCGAUGUUAGCAAAGCUGUCAGGGAUGUCCCAAAGACCCUCGACGAUCCGCGUUUUCUAGAAAACGUCAAUGCUGCUUAUACCUACGCCAAUGCCUCCCUUUUGAACCUCCUCCUAACGAAAAACUCCCUCACGACACGAUUUCGGUCCUUGAAACAUUACUUCUUCCUCGACCGAUCCGAUUUCUUCUCUUAUUUCCUUGAGCUCAGUGCAUCUGAGUUGCGCAAGCCGGCACGGGUUGUGAAUGAGGGCAAGCUCCAGUCGCUGCUGGAUCUUGUGCUUCGUCAACCCGGCAGCAUUGCCGCACAGGAUCCGUUCAAAGAGGAUGUUAAGGUGCGAAUGAACAAAAUUGGCCUCACGAAGUGGUUGAUGCAGGUGGUGAGUGUUUCGGGCAUUGACCAAGACCACCCGGAAGCCGCAUUUGAAAAGCAGCAAGCGUCAUCUGCUCAGGCGGCCGACGAUGAUAAGGACAUUGUCGGGUUUGACGCCCUGGAGCUGGACUACUCAGUGCCAUUCCCACUUUCCCUUGUCAUCAGCCGCAAGACUGUGCUGCGGUACCAAUUGAUUUUCCGCCACCUGCUAUCCCUGCGCCACCUGGAGACGCUGCUGGUCACGUCCUGGGCCGACCAAAACAAGGUGGCCAACUGGCGACACAAGCCGUCAGAUCGAAGGCUGGAGUUGUGGAAACGGCGCGCGUGGAACUUGCGUGCCAAGAUGCUAGUCUUUGUUCAACAUCUGUUGUAUUUCUGCACGGCGGAAGUGAUCGAGCCUAACUGGGUGGGAUUGAUGGACCGAGUGAACGGAGCCGAUGCGAAUGGGUCUGAGGUGACCGUGAAUGGGACGAAGCAGGUCAAUCGGACCGUUGACGAGCUGAUGCAGGACCACGUGGAUUUCUUGGAUACUUGUCUCAAGGAAUGCAUGCUCACCCAGGCCAAGUUAUUGAAAAUCCAUUCCAAGCUCAUGACUUGUUGUACCAUGUUUGCAUUGUGGACUGCAGCAUCACUCUCGCGAGCGCUGGCUUCGGCCGACCCUGACCUGUCUGGAGACAAAGCUGCCGGUGCCGACGCCCGAGGGUACGAUCCCUCUCGCAUUGGGAAGCUGGAAGACACCCUCAAGCGAUACGAAGAUCAUUUCAACCGCCACUUACGAAUUCUGAUGGACAGUCUCAACUACUUUGCCGCGACCGAGAGCGUGGUCUUGUUGAAACUAGCCCACUCCCUGAGCUCCAUCAGCAAAGAAGACUGA